Molecule: messenger RNA, 1179 nt
Organism: Tupaia belangeri chinensis (Chinese tree shrew)
Lineage: Eukaryota; Metazoa; Chordata; Mammalia; Scandentia; Tupaiidae
Gene: EIF4E1B
Product: eukaryotic translation initiation factor 4E family member 1B
Exons: 3
Coding region: 93-446 (117 amino acids)
Biological process (GO): translational initiation
Cellular component (GO): eukaryotic translation initiation factor 4F complex
Molecular function (GO): translation initiation factor activity; RNA 7-methylguanosine cap binding
Source: RefSeq, a predicted model, not a curated record
GGAAAGGCUGGGGAGCUGGUCGGUGCCCACGUGCCCUGGAUAAAGGGAGGCAGCCGACUUGCCCUCCUGCCUUGCAGGACGGCAUCCGGCCCAUGUGGGAGGACAGCAGAAACAAGCGGGGUGGCCGCUGGCUGGUCAGCCUGGCCAAGCAGCGCCGUCACAGCGAGCUGGACCACCUGUGGCUGGAGACACUGCUGUGUCUGAUCGGAGAGAGCUUUGCGGAACACAGCAGGGAGGUGUGCGGGGCUGUCAUCAACGUCCGUGCCAAGGGGGACAAGCUCGCCGUGUGGACCAUGGAGGCGGAGAACCAGGCGGGCGUGCUGUACAUUGGGCGUGUAUACAAGGAGCGGCUGGGCCUCUCUGUGAAGACAAUCAUCGGGUACCAGGCCCACGCCGACACGGCCACCAAGAGCAACUCCCUGGCCAAGAACAAGUUUGUGGUGUGAGCCCUGGUGCCACGCCCACCCAUGGGCAGCCACCCUGCGCUGCUCCCGGGGCAGGGGGCAGGCAGAGGCUGGCCACACCAUGGUCCUGGUCAGGGCAGGGGCAGACGCCGAUUCCCACCUGUCCUGGAGUGCAUGGGCACAUGAACGCUCUUCAGCAUGCUCUGGGGCCCAGGGGUAGCUGGGUGGGGGACAGCCUGAGGACCUGGCUUUUCCCGGUCCCCAGGGCAGCAGCAGCGUAGAGGAAACACCUGUCUCCAGUUUCCCCUGGUGUGGGGUAGGUCCUGCGGGAGGGGCCCGAGAGCAGCUGGGAAGAUGGCAGCGUACUCUGUACAGCCUGGGAAGGGGUGAGGCAGCCUGAGGGCCGACUCUGCCGCUCUGGAGGAGGGGGGUUAAGACCACUGACCAUCCAAGAGCUGGAUUCAGGCCCCGGAGGGGCUUCUCGGUGUUACACUCUGUUAAAGACCUUUAUGGGCUGUCUCUUACAAAUGUGGGACUUUGGGACCCACCCACAGGUUAAGGGGAGUGGAGGCAUGCCCCCAUCACAGGGCAGGAGGGUGAGGGGACCAUACGCCCUCACCGACACAGGGUGAUGUAGGGACGCCUGUGAGGCUCCCACCUGCUCAGCUGUGACCGUGGCCUUGGUGCCUGGCCUGCUCAGGUUAAAGUGGAAUGACUGGGAAGACCCAGCCCCCAGAAGAGAAGGAUGAGGGUGGUCUAGGCCUCACUAUGGUUU